GCUCGGGGUGGGCUCUGUCAUUUCCGUGCGGUCCGUGAAGGCAGCAUCGGGACCCAGGGUGUGUGCAGUCAGUCAAGCUGACAGAGGGAGACAGGGAGAGGGAAACACCGGGAACAUCUGUGCCUGGUUCCCCCGCGUCUAUCUUCGGUCUCUCUGCGGAACAUGGACCGGUCUCUGAGCUAGUUGCUGAGGGUGGGUGGGGGGGCUGGAAGAACACGGAUCGUCUGCGGAGCUAAAGCUGCAGGUGGAGCCUCCAUCAUCUUCACCACCACCACCACCACCAUCAGUUCCCUCCAGAGGAGACCAAGCGGCGCUGCAGAGAUGCAGACCUUCCUGAGGGGUCGCAGGGUGGGCUACUGGCUCAGCGAGAAGAAGAUGAAGAAGCUGAACUUCCAGGCCUUCGCUGAGCUCUGCAGGAAAAGAGGAAUAGAAGUCGUCCAGCUGGACCUCAGCCAGCCUCUGGAGGACCAGGGUCCUCUGGACCUCAUCAUCCACAAACUGACCGACCUCAUCCUGGAAGCGGACCAGAACGAUUCGCAAGCGGUGCGGCUGGUCCAGAGAGUACAGGACUACAUCGAUGCACAUCCCGAGACCAUCAUCCUGGACCCUCUUCCCGCCAUCCGGACUCUGCUGGACCGCUGCAAGUCCUACCAGCUCGUCCACAGGAUAGAAAAGUGUAUGAAAGACGAGAGGAUUUGCUCUCCUCCAUUCAUGGUCCUCAACACGGAGUGCAACCCGGACGUGCUGGAGCAGAUCAAGCUGCAGGGUCUCACAUUCCCCUUCAUUUGCAAAACCCGUGUGGCCCAUGGCACCAACUCCCAUGAGAUGGCCAUCGUCUUCAGCGAGGAGGACCUGAAGGACGUGAAGCCGCCGUGUGUGAUCCAGAGCUUCAUCAACCACAACGCGGUGCUGUACAAGGUGUUUGUGGUGGGAGAGUCCUACUCCGUGGUGGAGAGGCCCUCCCUGAAGAACUUCCCUUCUGGGCCUGCAGAAAGGAAAGCCAUCUUCUUCAACAGCCACAACGUCUCCAAGCCGGAGUCCUCCUCAGACCUGACCUCGAGGGAGAACGUGGAGGGCGUGUCCCACCCGCCCUGCGACGACGUCAUCAGGGAGUUGUCCAGGUCACUGCGGCAGGCUCUGGGCGUGUCGCUGUUCGGCAUCGACGUCAUCAUCAACAACCAGACGGGCCAACACGCGGUCAUCGACAUCAACGCCUUCCCCGGCUACGAGGGCGCCCCGGAGUUCUUCAACGACCUGCUGAGCCACAUCAGCACCGUCCUGCAGAGCCACAACCCCGACUUCGCCCCCGCCGGCGAGCUGCCCAAAGCCCCGGCGGUGAGCGGCGGCGGAGGAGGAGGAGGAGGCGGCGCCGGCCCUCAGGUCCCCGGCUGCAGCAGCAGCAUCCGAGGGAAGGAGCUGCAGAGACUGGGCUGCAACUCGGCCGUGUCUCCCAACUUCCAGCAGCACUGCGUCUCCACGAUAGCAACCAAGGCCUCCUCCCAGUGACUUAGCCCCGCCCGGCCCGGCCCGCUUGAUUCCUAAACAAACAAAAUCACAGUGGUGACAGUAAUAAUAAUAAUAAUAACAGUGAUGAAGAAUAAUAAUCAGAGUAAUUAUGGUGUUAAUAAUGUAUCUAAUCAAAACUAGGCCUUUUUUUUCCCCCCUCUGUGGUUACUGAAACUGUCGGUGAUUGGGUGUAAGCGUCUUUCCUCUCUGCCUCUUUGUACAUUUGGUUCUGUCUAACGAGACGAUAGCAGUACUGUAACGUGAACCUGUGGGAAACCCAGCAGCCGAGCUCAGUUCUCCCCGCCGUGAAAAGGGUCCAGAGACGAGGGAGCCAAGCGUUUAUAGACGGGUCCUGGUCCCGUGGGCCCACUCUAGGGUCAGAACCACUCAGAUUGAGGAUUUUUGGGGUUUUUUUUAGCUGGAGCGAACGUGAGCGGCUUGUUAAUUUUAAACGCCGUGAAGUCGGUCUGAGACCAACAAAAAAAGAAAAAACAUCCCUGAUCACGCGACCAGGUUCUGUGGCGCUUCCGAUUUCCUUCUCAUCCGGGUCUCAGUUUAAAGUGUCCUGCGACCACAUUCCCCCCCCCUUUUUUUUUUUUUUUGUCUGCAAUGAUUCCACGAUGUUUUUCCCAAUAUAGCAGAUCGAUUGUCUCCUUAAACACGUAAAUUAAGACAGAAAAUCCUAAAUACGUCAGAGGAGGGGCGGGGGGGGCAGAUCACUAGCUUUCCCGUUGCUCCUCCUCUGCAGAAGCCCGGUUCUGACCCGGUUCCUCUUCCAGCUGCUUGUAUCCGUGUGACGGGGAGGGAGGGAGGCCCAGCUCUAGUUCCCAGUGUUCACUGUGAUUUUUUUUUUUUUUUUUUUUACUCCAGUUUGUUUAUACUUUUGUCUUGACAUCAUAAUGAGAGUAACUUUAUUUUAUUGAGAUUUUAUGGGGAAAAAAAAAAAAAUGUUUUAUAUAAAUAAUAUGAGAGCGGUAACGUUUUUUUUUUUUUUGAAACAUGUGGAUAUUUUACAGUAAAAUGGCUCGCAUGUCGACGAUCAAAUUCAAACCAGUACUGCGGUUCAGUCUGUAAACGAUUGCAUUCCUCUGAGCCUGCCUCUUAACUCUGAUUUCCCAGAGAUCAUUCCUCCCGUUUCCCCCCAAUUAAGCAAUUAAUUGCCCCCCGCAGCCUCCUCAUCAGAAGGUGUGAACUCACCUGUGGAAAAAACCGGAUGGGAGGAGGCGACCGGAGUCCCGCCAGGUUCAGGAGGAUGUAAAUCCGUACACGGCGCUGUUCCUUCCUGCGCUUCGUUUCUGAUUAGAAGAAAAAUAAUAAUCCGCCACCCGGACUGUGUCCUGCUCCCAGCUUCACCUCAAUGUUUACUUCUUGGGUGUCUUGUAUAAUGUUUAUAUGCACCGAGGCUUAAUUCAGUAUAGUAUGUUUUGUAAGAGUUCUGUAAUUAAGAUCCACAAUUUUGACCUUUUUUUAAAUUAAAGGGCCAGUACAACAGGCAAAAAUAAACAUGUGAAACCUC
This is a messenger RNA of Fundulus heteroclitus (mummichog), 3022 nucleotides long. RefSeq names its product inositol-tetrakisphosphate 1-kinase b (gene itpk1b). Gene Ontology annotation, molecular function: inositol-1,3,4-trisphosphate 5-kinase activity; inositol-3,4,5,6-tetrakisphosphate 1-kinase activity; magnesium ion binding. The record is from RefSeq and is a predicted model, not a curated record. Gene Ontology annotation, cellular component: cytoplasm. Bases 322 to 1506 code for a protein of 394 amino acids. Gene Ontology annotation, biological process: inositol trisphosphate metabolic process. The transcript has 11 exons. NCBI's taxonomy places the organism in Eukaryota, Metazoa, Chordata, Actinopteri, Cyprinodontiformes, Fundulidae.